Molecule: messenger RNA, 2709 nt
Organism: Malassezia japonica
Lineage: Eukaryota; Fungi; Basidiomycota; Malasseziomycetes; Malasseziales; Malasseziaceae
Gene: RGA2
Product: Rho-type gtpase-activating protein
Exons: 2
Coding region: 1-2709 (902 amino acids)
Biological process (GO): signal transduction
Source: RefSeq, a predicted model, not a curated record
AUGCACGCACCGGCGGAGGGCGGAGAGGCCGACAGCGUCGCCGUCUCGCGCGCCUCGUCCGGCGCGUCGGGCAGGUCGGAGCGUGUCAAAUCGCCCAAGGCCAAGCCAAUGCGCUCGCGUGCGUCGUCGAAUGCGUCCGUGCCGACGCCCCGCACGCAGGAGGAGUGGGAGUCGAUGGUGUGCGAGGCGUGCGGCGAAGGCAUCGACGACGACAAGGCGGAAGAGGGCAUUGUGCGCAUGUCCGAGUGCUUCUGGCACGUUGGCUGCUUUACGUGUAUUACCUGUGGGCGCCAGGUGCCGCUCGACCAGGACAAUGUGCUGCUGGUCGGCACGCAGCCCAUGUGCGGGGACUGCACCUUCAACUGCACCGCAUGCAACGAGGUGAUCGUCGACGAGGUCAUUAUGUGCGACCAGGAUCCGUACCACACGCACUGCUUCAGCUGCUCGUACUGCGAGCAGCCGAUCGAGUCGAAUAUUUUUGCCAAGAUGCCGGGCACGCUCGCUUGUGUCGCGUGCCAGGACCGGAUCGGGGACCACGCGCCGGCUGCUGUGCCGGCGACGCGCUCGCCGAGCUUGGGGAACGACGUCGAGACGCUGCACAGUACACGCAACUCGUCCAACGCAAGCGAGUACAGCGCCUCGUCGCUGCCGGUCGACGAGCCGGGCCGCGAGCCGAUCGACCUCACCGGGCUCUACCUCGAGGACUCGGCUUGGCGCAGGGGGUCGACCGCGACAGACACGGGCUCGGGCUCGUUCGAGCUCGCGUACGACCGCCUCUCGGAAAUGAUCCAGACCGAGAUCGUCCAGGCGUACUACUCGAUGCAGCAGUCGCGGGGGAAUACCCCGAUGCACGGUCUCGAGGAACGCCUCGCCUCGUCACCGACGCGCGCAGAUGCGCGCCGAGGCAGCAGGACACUGCAGCCGCCGACGGUCCGCAAGCAGCUCGCCCGCCGCAGCGACCGCCUCUCGCAGUCGUCCGAGGCGCGCGACCCGUGGAACAGGCCCACGUCGUACACCGACUCGGAGAUCAUGCGCUCGCUCUCGAUGUACGACAGCGAGUUUGACGCGCUGCUUGCGACGCCAGACCUCUCGGCACGCGUCCCGCCCGAGGGGCACGAGGGGCGCCUGUCGCGUGCGUCGAUGGAGAUCGUCGACCAGAUCGCCAACGAGCUCGCGCAUGUGCACGACGACGACGACGGGGACGACACGCCCGUGUCGCCCACCCUCAUGCGCCCGCGCGACGGGCCGUGGCGCAAAGAGGCGGGCGACGAAAGCGUCUUGCCAGACACCCCGGCGCCGCUCUCGGAGCAAGCGACACUGGAAAUGGAGCGCCGCAUCGCCCUUGCCGAGCUGCUGGCGAUCGACGACGCAGCCGCGCCGCCGGGCGCAAACGCAGGCGAAAAGACGUCGAUUCGCAGCCGCGUCGAGCUCGUCUUGCACUCGCUCAUGGCACACCUCGACACGGUCAAGCAAGAGUACGCCCAAGAGGUACAGGCGCUUGCCGCGCAGCAGCAGGUCCUGCGCCAAGAGAUCCGCCCCAUGAUGCAGCUGCGUGCAGCGCUGCACCAAGAGAACCAGCGCCUCGCCCAGCGUGCAGACGAGCUCGGUGCGCAGGUCGCGCAGCUCGAGGCGCGCUCGCUGCACGCCCAUGUAGAAAAGCCGCUGCCCAAGGCGCAAGAGGCUAACGGCGGUGUGCAGGUGACGCUCUCGCGCCAGGAGUCGGGCGCGUCGGCUGCGUCGCGCCUCGACGCGUCGCUCCCGCCGCUGCCGGUGCCCCGCAAGUUCCGCUGGAUCAAGCCGCGCCUCUUGUCGAACCACGAGCUGACGACGCUCGGCGAAACGCUCUUGCAGCCCGCGUUUGAAGUGAAGCGCAGCGCCACAUCAGUCAUCUCGCCGCCGGUGCCGCCCAAGAAUCUGCUCGCGGUGCCGUCCACGGAGCCGGUCCAGACGCACAUGCAUAUCUUCCAGCCGGCCAAUGUCCUGCGGCCGUCUGCGCGGUGCUUUGUCUGCAGCCGGAACCUGUGGGGACAGCAGGAGAUGCGGUGCACACAGUGCCAGCAAGUGUGCCACACGACGUGCGUCGCACACGUCUCGUCGGCGUGCUCAGCGGCCAACACGCCCCCGGCGCGCUCGCCGUCGGGCAGCCCGCACAUGCACAAGCGCUCGCUCUCCUCGUCGGGCGCCUCGAUGGUCGGCCGCGCCUUGCAGGAGCAGGUGCAGGUCGAGGGCACGCUGGUGCCCCGCCUCGUCGACUGGUGCGUGAUGGCCGUCGAAAAGAACGGCAUGGGCGACGAAGGCCUCUACCGCAAGUCGGGCGGCAGCCAGCAGCAGCGACUCAUCCUGCAGCUCUUUGACAGCGGCCAGUCGUUUGACCUCUGCGAUGCACACCAAUUUAACGAUAUUGGCGCUCUGACGAGCGUCCUCAAGCACUACCUUCGCGAAUUGCCCGAGCCGCUCAUUCCCAGCGACACCCACGACCUCUUUCUCGACUUCGGCGAGCGGGCCACCUCGACACCGCCCGAUGCGGCCCUGCCGGCCAUGCGCCGCCUGCUCAAGCGGCUCCCGGACGCGCACCGCGCGACGCUCGGCCGCCUGUGCCUCCAUCUGAAACGUGUCGAUCAGCACGCUGCGACGACACGCAUGACCUCACGAAACCUCGGGCUGGUGUUUGGACUCUUGAUUGAGCAUGCUCAAGCCCUCUUUACAUAA